AUGAAGUUAAGAGAGCACUUGAUGAGAGAGCGGCCUGCUAUUCACUGUCUUAACCAUCUGGACGAUAUCAAGCAUGCUCGUAUGGCCUAUGCAUAUCUUUGCGACAACAUACGCAACGACACAUCGAGAGACGGGGUUCUUGAAUUAUGGCUCCGGACUUGCGACAUCGCUGCAGGCGAAAUACAAGCCCUCUGCCAUCGCGCAGGUAUAUUGGAGUCGAAAGAGGAAGACCCAACUGGUUCAUCCGACAGUGUGGCAUUGCUCCAGAAAGCGCGCAAGGAUGCUGAAGAGAUGAUCAGUUUCUUAUCUGAUCAGCCCAUGUGUGCGCAAGAAGCGUCGCUAGCUUCAAAAAAAUGGCAGCUUGAAGUUGGCAAGCUUAAAUCUCUGUUGAGCUUCAGGGCACAUGUCGUUUGCAAAGCCCUUGGGGAUAUAGACGCCGCCAUUGGAUACCUCAAGGAAGCGAUCAAGCAUGACCCUAACUGUGCAGAGAACCCAGAGGACCGACCCCCAACAAAGUGGAUCUUUGGUGUUGGUAGCUGGACACAUCCUCGGUCUGUCUACACUCGUGGAACGCCACUCAGUAACGUAUACCUCGUAGAGAACCCAGUAGAGAUGCUGGACAACCUGAAAGCCGAGCGUGGAACAAGCAGCGAAGAGGACGCCUCCCGAGUGGUACGAUGGGAGGUCCGUAUGUAA
This is a messenger RNA of Alternaria hordeiaustralica, 696 nucleotides long. RefSeq lists its product as uncharacterized. NCBI's taxonomy places the organism in Eukaryota, Fungi, Ascomycota, Dothideomycetes, Pleosporales, Pleosporaceae. The transcript has a single exon. Bases 1 to 696 code for a protein of 231 amino acids. The record is from RefSeq and is a predicted model, not a curated record.